AUGUCCUCUGCAUCCCACCCCAUCACACCCGCCCGCUUCGCCGCCGCCAUCGAAGACCUUCCCCCGGGCCCCCUCUUCACUAAAGCCUCCGAACUCCAAAACAGCAUUAACCACCUCGAGCGCUCGAACGCACAGCUUCUCAACUACGAAGACGACGCCGACUGCCGCGAAGCGAUCGUGGAGAACGAGGCGGUGAUGCAGCGGAUGCGAGAGCGGAUUCAGCUGUUGAAGGCGGAG
Molecule: messenger RNA, 237 nt
Organism: Eremomyces bilateralis CBS 781.70
Lineage: Eukaryota; Fungi; Ascomycota; Dothideomycetes; Eremomycetales; Eremomycetaceae
Exons: 1
Biological process (GO): proteasome regulatory particle assembly
Molecular function (GO): protein-macromolecule adaptor activity
Source: RefSeq, a predicted model, not a curated record